AUGACUAUUUUAUUUUGUAUCCAAAAUUAUAUUAUAGUUAUUAUUAUUUACUAUCUUAUAUGCUAUAGUAAGAUGUCACUUGUUAAAGUACGAGUUGUUGAAUCUAUUACAUACAAUAAUCAAUAUUGUGUUUCAUUUUAUUACUGGAAAGAUUCGAUGAAACUUUCAGAAGGUAGUUCAAGAAUAACUCUUGUUCUUCAUGCUACAACAAAAUAUCUACAUUAUCUUGCAGAUCAACUAACUAUGUGGGAUGGUCCUAUAUCAGUGGCAUUUUUUAUGCCAACUCCAGAAAUAAGUGAAUGUAUCCUUCAUAAACAUAAAUAUUGCGCCAUGUAUAAUACAACUGAUAUAUUAUAUUUUCAAUUAUUUUCACUUUUUCAACACUUAUAUGAUAUUAAAAAAAUAUCUCUUCAUUUUUUUUUUGAAAAAAAAGAUCAUAAAAAUUGUCCUCAUAUUAUAUUAAAAGGAAUAAAAAAACCAAGUGGAAAUAUAUUAAAAAAAUAUAAAACUAUGCUAUCAAGAGUAAGUGAAUAUAAAAAAUUUUUUAAUAUCUAUCCAAUAAAUGUUGCUAGAAAUAUUGCAAGAUUAGGUAAAAAAACAAUAUUAUUUUUAUCUGGUGAUAUUGAAAAUUAUCCAUCAUUAAAUUAUGAAAAAAAAGUAUCCAAAUUAGCAGUACAAGAAUCAUUAUUAAAAAAUAAUAGAAAGUUAGUCUUAGUUCAUAGAAGAUUUGAAAUAAAUGAUAGUUUUACAAUACCACGAACAAAAGAUAAAUUAAAAGAACUUUAUGAUAAUAACCAAGCUUUUGUUUUUCAUGCUAAAUUAAUAAAGAAAGCUCAUAAAAUUGCUAAACUGGAUGAAUGGUUUGAUGGAAAUGAAAAUAUGCUUAAAACAAGGAUAGGUUGGAUUGUUGGAGAGUUAAAUCCUUAUUGGGAACCACAAUUUGUUGGAAAUGACCAAGUACCAUUUCAUGAUGAAAGAUUUCCUUACAGAAAACGUUCAAAUACACAUCUAGUACAUGUAAUGUGUUUUCAAGGUUUUGACUUUGCUAUUAUGGAUGAUGUAUUUACUGUACAUAAAGGUAUUAAAAAAGCUUUAACUAAAGAAGAAAAAGCAGCUAGAAAAUUAAAUCAAAAAGCAUAUAAAAAAAUGGUAAAAGAAUUUAAUUAUAUUUUAUCAACAACUUAUCCAAAUAUGACAGACAAAUGUAAACCAUUACCAAAUUAA
Molecule: messenger RNA, 1224 nt
Organism: Strongyloides ratti
Lineage: Eukaryota; Metazoa; Nematoda; Chromadorea; Rhabditida; Strongyloididae
Product: N-acetyllactosaminide beta-1,3-N-acetylglucosaminyltransferase
Exons: 3
Coding region: 1-1224 (407 amino acids)
Source: RefSeq, a predicted model, not a curated record